Molecule: messenger RNA, 411 nt
Organism: Dibothriocephalus latus
Lineage: Eukaryota; Metazoa; Platyhelminthes; Cestoda; Diphyllobothriidea; Diphyllobothriidae
Source: the annotation of a GenBank genome assembly
AUGGAUGAUGUGAAGCCUUCCAGCUUAUCGUUCGAAGUUAGAGCCAAGUUGGCCGAGUUGGAAAUCGAAUUAUCUGAAGGCGAUAUCACAGAGAAAGGCUACCAGAAAAAGAAGGCCAAGAUACUAGAAGAUUACUUCGCUGCGAAAAAUGGAGCUUCCGACACCCAAACAUCGGGAGCCACAAGCUCACAUUGUCCCGCUUUGCCGGCUGGAGCCAUAAAAUUACCCGGAAUUUCUGAUCUUAGACCGCCAUCACCAUCUAACCAGUUGUCUCACCAGAGCCCCGCAUCCUCUACCGCUAGCGACCUUCAAGCGGUCCAAAACCAGUCCGUACAACCUUCAAAUGAUCUGACUAGGCGACAGUCCGGUCACCGCUAUGUCCGUGAUGACGUUCGGUACCGGUCCGGUUAG